AGUCUAACAGGAAGUCCUCCUCUUCUUCAGGUGCUGCUCUUCGUCUUCUCCAUUCUGCGUAAGGUGGCGUGGGACUACGGCCGCCUGGCUCUGGUCACCGAUGCCGACAGACUGAAGAAGAGUUUCAGAGACCUGAGGGAGCGAGAAUACGUUGCCUCGGCGAUGCACUCGGAGACGCCCGACCGCUACGAACGCCUCACGUCCGUCUCGUCCUCAGUCGACUUCGACCAGAGAGACAACGGUUUCUGCUCGUGGCUGACGGCCAUCUUCAGAAUAAAGGAUGAGGAGAUCCGGGAGAAGUGUGGCGAGGACGCGGUCCACUACCUGUCCUUCCAGCGCCACAUCAUCGGCCUGCUGGUGGUCGUCGGCGUCCUCUCCGUCGGCAUCGUCCUGCCCGUCAACUUCUCCGGAGACCUGCUGGGUAAGCACCCCACGGCAGCCAAUCAGAGCACCCCACGGCAGCCAAUCAGAGCACCCCACGGCAGCCAAUCAGGAGCCCCUCAGAGC
Etheostoma cragini (Arkansas darter) is the source of this 507-nucleotide messenger RNA. RefSeq names its product CSC1-like protein 2. The transcript is spliced from 5 exons. Gene Ontology annotation, cellular component: plasma membrane. NCBI's taxonomy places the organism in Eukaryota, Metazoa, Chordata, Actinopteri, Perciformes, Percidae. The annotation marks the transcript as partial. Gene Ontology annotation, molecular function: calcium-activated cation channel activity. The record is from RefSeq and is a predicted model, not a curated record.